Molecule: messenger RNA, 951 nt
Organism: Diaporthe amygdali
Lineage: Eukaryota; Fungi; Ascomycota; Sordariomycetes; Diaporthales; Diaporthaceae
Exons: 1
Coding region: 1-951 (316 amino acids)
Source: RefSeq, a predicted model, not a curated record
AUGGUCCUUAAGGUGUUACAAGGCUCUCAUAUACCAGAGACUACCGAGGUUAUGGAGGAGGCAUUGGACAUCCUCAUUCUCGGGGCCGGCUGGACCGCCGGCUUCCUCAUCCCCCUUCUCCGUGACCGCGACAUCUCCUUUGCGGCUACAACCAGCGACGGGCGCCAUGUUGCAGGCAGUCCGACCCUGAAGUGGCGCUUUGACCCUACGGCACCGGACCCUGAACAGACCAAGGCCUUCACUCUCCUCCCGCGGGCAAGGCACGUCCUCAUCACAUUCCCGCUCAAGGGUAAACGGCAGAGCAAGCUCCUCACAGAGGCGUACGCGAGGACGCAUGGAGGGAGCGGGGACUUCCGGUUCAUCCAGCUCGGCAGCACGGGGAUAUGGCAAUCUGACGCGGGCCAGAGACCGUGGCUGGACAGACACAGCCCUUACAAGACCGACGAUCAGCGCGCGGUGGCGGAGGACGAACUGCUGGGGCUUGGGGGUUGUGUUCUCAACCUCGCUGGCCUGUGGGGCGGCGAACGGGAUAUCAAGCACUGGGUUGACCGCGUGGCUACGACCAAGGACGCCGUGAGGGACAAGACUAGUGUGCACAUGGUGCAUGGGACUGAUGUUGCGCGGGUCAUAGCUGAAGUCAUUCAGACAGAGAAUACAGCCCGGGAAGGAGGAGGCGAGGACGGCGGGUGGGACAAUGUUGGCAAAGGACAGAGAUGGAUGGUCACGGAUGGGUUUGUUUACGACUGGUGGAGUUUGUUCGCUUCAUGGUCAGACAUUGGUGAGGAUGGGUCGGAACCCAUCAAGCAGGCAAAAUGGGUCUUCGAGCUCAUGAGUGAGGACGGCGUGAGGGCGCUGCCCCGGUCGAUGGAGGCGCUGGGCCGUUGCUACGAUUCGAGGGAGUUGUGGCAGACACUUAAGAUUACGCCUCUGAAGGCAGGGCUAGGCUUGUGA